This is a messenger RNA of Cylindrotheca closterium, 1392 nucleotides long. Lineage: Eukaryota; Bacillariophyta; Bacillariophyceae; Bacillariales; Bacillariaceae. The record is from the annotation of a GenBank genome assembly.
AUGAAGCUGGAUCCAAAUGCUGAUGGGACUUUCAAUGGGUAUUCAAUAUACUAUAAAGAAGAGAAGGGACUCCAUACCCUGCCACAUUGCGUCGGAGAAAAUUACGUUGACGGGAUUUCAUGGAUGUAUCGCUCCUGCAAGUUCAACCUGUUCUGCUUCGAUACUACCACAAAAGACUAUGUUGUCUUUCAGUCUCCUGAAGAAGAAGCACUGUACUCGCAUCUCGAAAAGCGACCGUUCAUUGAUGUUUCACAAUCUUACUUGAAGCAAUCUUUGAACCAUUCAAACACAGUGUCAUUAGGAGGUAUCAAUUUGAAAUGGGGAAAUAGAAAAAGUGGAUAUCCACGAUUGGAAUGGUUUCCAGAAAUACGGACAAUUGAUGCGGGUGUCUCUACUGCGUACUACGAAUUGCCUCCAAAUGUUACUCUCAUUCCGUUUCAUUCAAUGAAUGGAGCAAAUCCAGGUCACCUUGUUUGGGACGACUUUCUACCAAUUUAUACGCUUCUCACUAUGUUCCAACUGGAAACCAAGAGUGAGCUCCUAAUGAUGCGAUAUGUAUUGAAGGGCGAGGAAAGAGGAUUGUGGGCAAGUUGUGAUUGGAAAGAUGAAAAGCGCGAAGAUUGUGCCCACAUGCACAAGAAGUUUUUGCCCCUAAUGAUGGGAGCUAAUCCGAUACAUGAGCUGAGCACCACUGAAACGUUUAGCUUCCUCCCCAAAGAAGCUGGAAAAUCAAAUUUAAUCUGUGCACGACAUGGCUUGGCAGGCAUUGGUGCACUGACUGAUCAUGGAGUCACCAAGCUUCAUGGAUGGGAAAUGGACGACUAUGCGACAACACACAACCAUGGAAGGGGUGGAAUGCUGUAUGAUUUCCGGAAUUAUAUGGUGAGCAAUAUGGGUCUGCCGAUUGAGUACAAUCACAAGCCACCUUUCCGAGUUAUAUUUUCCGCCAUGUCAUCAAAUAUUCCAUCACGACAGAUUGAUUUCACCAAACAAAUUGAUUUACUGCAAAAGAGUUUCAAUCCGCAAUAUGUAUCGGUAGAGUCAUACGUUCUAAAAGACUUGUCAUUGGAAGAACAAGUUGCAGUUGCCGGCAAAGCGUCGAUAUUCAUUUCUGGCUGUGGUGGAGGUGCAGUCACUGCCACUUUUCUUCCCAAGGGAGCAAGCGUAAUAUUAUACUAUCUUGAGGAUGGUGGGCUGAAGGAUGGCAAGGAUUCUGGGACACCUGCGCGACUUGAUUGGGAUUUAUUCAAUAAUUUGGGCUAUCUGAAGGUGCACUGGCUUCCGGUCAGAACUAUGGAGAAUAAGCAGGAUAUACGAGCCCUUACGGUACUGAUUCAACACGAGCUUGAUGCAUUGCUGAGAGAACAUAGUUACGAUAGUUUCUUUUCAUAG